Cyphellophora attinorum is the source of this 1155-nucleotide messenger RNA. Its product is annotated as Beta-lactamase domain-containing protein 2. The transcript has a single exon. The record is from RefSeq and is a predicted model, not a curated record. NCBI's taxonomy places the organism in Eukaryota, Fungi, Ascomycota, Eurotiomycetes, Chaetothyriales, Cyphellophoraceae. The coding region runs from base 1 to 1155 and encodes 384 amino acids.
AUGUCGCCAUUCAAGAACGACCCUCGGAUCGUAGCAGCUCUGCAGGAAAGCAUCAAGCUGGGUGAAUAUGGCAUCGCAGUGUCUGCCUAUCACAAAGGCGAACUCAUCGUGGAUUGUUUCGACGGACUUGCGAACACAGAGACCAAGAAGCCCGUCGACAGCAACACAUUAUUUCCAGUCUUCUCAGUCACAAAGGGAGUGACGGCUCUGGCCAUACACGUGCAAGCUGAUCGUGGGCUGCUCGAAUAUAAUGCGCCUAUUGCCAAGUACUGGCCCGAGUUUGGCAAGAACGGCAAGGAAGCGACCACGGUCGAACAGGCCCUUUCACACAGGGCGGGGAUCCCUCAAAUGCCCGAUGGCGUUACGCCUGAAUUGAUGCAUGAUUGGGCAUGGAUGAUCAAGCAUAUAGCUGAUUUUACUCCAAUCUUCCCACCGGGAACUGCCAAUGCGUACCACAUCUUGGUCUGGGGCUGGAUCCUGGGUGAGGUCGUUGUUAGGACAGAUCCGACACGCCGCCCAUUUGACGUCUUUGUCAAGGAAGAGAUUCUUGAACCGCUGAGGAUCAAAGACUUUCAUCUUGGCGUACCAAGUGAGAAGUUAUCGAAUGUUGCGACAUUGUACGGUGGCAAUUCGUUCGAUAUGGUCGAUGACUACAACAUUAGUCCUACAGCCGUCUUUCCCGGCUCGACCGUUCACAACAUUCCUAUUGUGCAACAAACUGUCGACCCUGGCGCAGGAGCGAUCACGACAGCUCCAGCCGUGGCUCGGAUCUUUGCACUUAUCGCUAAUGAAGGCGAGCUGGAUGGUGUUCGACUGCUUUCCAAAGACAGAGUCGCUGGGUUGUCACGGCUCAGAGAAGGUGCGCACGACCCGGACAAGAUUCUGACCGUUCCGGUGUGGUUCGGAGCUGCCGGAUACUGGCUCGGCGGUGAGGAAGGAAAGUCCGAUCCCAUUGUAGGGGAUCAUCGUGAUAUCAUCUACAGUCCAGGAGCUGGGGGAAGUUUGGCAUUCGCUGACCUUCGCGACUCAGUCGCUGUGGCUAUCUGCCAUAACAACAUGGACACUGUGGCAAUAUACCCGGAAAGAACUUACACGCCUAUCAUGAAGGCGAUCAGAGAAAUUGUUGCGGAGCGGGAAAAAGCUACGAAGUUGUAA